CACUGUUGUCAAACGUUGCUAAGGAAGUAAGGGAGCUGCUGCCAGAUUAUCCACUCCAUCGUUCUCCAAACUGACCAUUUUCCCACAAGUAGGUUUACCUCAGCUGUUCUCAGAAAUGAGAGGAUGACUGAGAAUGGUCAGGACUGCCCCCUCCACCACAUUGGCAGUGCUCCUGCUAAAGGGCACUCAGUUGUUCCUGACACCAAACCACUCAAGACCCCCCUCGUCGAUGUCAAAACCAGCAAUGAGCAUGGGGCUGAGCUUAAACCUGCUGCCAGAAGCGUGCGGGGGGAGAUCAGUCCGUACCAGCCUCGUCCUCCCUUGAUACCCAGGCUGUCCAGUAAAAGUGGCUCAGUAGAGGAGACUGUGAGGAGCAGGAGACUGAGGAGCAGCCAGGAGAGCCUGAGCGACCCGGCCGAGACCGGCUCCUCCACGGACUCACUCAGAGAGGACCAGACUGUUACGGCUACCAGUGGCUUUGUUCUUGGUGCUGCUCCCUCCACCAUCAGGUGCCACCAAGGCUCCGCCACAAGGCCCAUCUCUGCUGCUGCUUCCACAGGCUCCCCAGUCUUUCGUGACAGAGGCAGCAGUCUCUCUGAGUAUGAGAGGAGGCCCCACAGCCAGCAGAGCGACCCCACCGAUCACUGGGGGAGGUCCGCAAAGGUGCGCCUGUCCCCAGUGCAGCCCACGGGGCCACUGCCUGCUCUGGAGAAGAGCUUUGCAUCAACCACUUUAAGGGCGGCUAAUAGGAUUGACAGAGAUUGCUUGGAUUAUAACGUGCUGGCCAGAACGAAGCUCGGAGAGAGACUGCACAGGAACCUGAGCGACAGCCGGCUUCUGGAUAACAUGGGGUCUGAUAGCACCUCUGUCAACUCCAUGAGAUCCACAUACAGCGUGCUCAACCCCAUCCGACCUCAGGAUGUGCGGAACAGGAGCUUUCUAGAAGGCGGCGUGAUGGGGAACGGCGCUCUGCUCGGAGCUGAGGAGCUGGAUCGCUACUUCCCCGGCAGGAGAGUGGGAAUCUACAUCACCACGUGGAACAUGCAGGGAGAAAAGGGCCUUCCAACCAAUUUGGAUGAUCUCCUCCUUCCAACAGACUCUGAAUUUGCACAGGACUUUUAUAUUAUUGGGGUCCAGGAAGGCUGUCCUGACAGGAGGGAGUGGGAGAUCCGUCUUCAGGAGACUCUGGGACCGUACUACGUCAUGCUGUAUGCAGCUUCGCACGGUGUCUUAUAUCUCGCCACGUUUAUCAGAAGAGACCUGAUCUGGUUUUGCUCAGAGGUGGAACACGCCACGGUCACAACCAGGAUCAUCUCUCAGAUCAAGACCAAAGGAGCUGUGGGCAUCGCCUUCACUUUUUUUGGCACUUCCUUCCUCUUCAUCACUUCCCACUUUACCUCUGGAGAUGCCAAAGUUUAUGAGAGAAUCCUGGAUUACAACAAGAUCGUGGAGGCUCUGGCUCUUCCAAAGGGCCUUCCAGACACCAACCCAUACCGAUCCACACCAUCUGACGUGACCACAAGGUUCGAUCAGGUCUUCUGGUUUGGAGAUUUUAAUUUCCGUCUGAGUAAAGACCGGGCCGACGUCGAAACCAUGCUGAAUCACACAGCCGGAGGAAACAUGGCUUCUCUGCUGGACCACGACCAGCUGUCCAGGGAAAUGAAGGAAGGUUCGAUCUUCAAAGGCUUCCAAGAGGCACAGAUCCACUUUCUCCCCACGUACAAGUUCGAUAUCGGCUGUGACGUCUACGACACCACGUCCAAGCAGAGAACUCCUUCAUACACAGACAGGAUCCUGUUCAGGAACAGGCAGGCCGACGACAUCAAAGUGGUCAAGUACACCAGCUGCUCCGACAUCAAGACCUCAGACCACCGGCCCGUCAUCGGAGUCUUCCAGGUCAAACUCAGGCCGGGAAGAGACAACAUCCCUCUGGGGGCAGGACAGUUUGACCGAGGCCUCUACCUGGAGGGCAUCCGGAGGAGGAUCACCAGGGAGAUGAAGAGGAGAGAGGCCAUGAAGAGCCAAAGCAGCAGCACCAUCUGCUCCGUCUCCUAGACAGGAAGUCCGACUGGUGCCAAAAGCAGCCGGCCCGAGGACCAAAAGAAGGAAACCAGAGGUGUCUUAACCACACAGGCGGAGGCCGAGUCCCGGUGAAGCUGGCUGUACCUGAGGGCGGGGACCUUGAGGUCAGGCAGGCUCGGUGGGCUCGGUCUCACGGAUCAUGUCAUGCUCCAGUGUGGACCGGCGUAACCUUACAGACUCUUAACAGCACGCUUCUGUUUCUGUAGGUAUUUAUGAAGCUUCCUGAAUUCUACCGCUGUGUUUCCACCAGAAGCGGGCAACGCGAAUUCACUCGCGCAACAAAUGAUGCUCGAGUUUUAUCGCUGGUACAAAUAUGCAAAAAACCCUCACGUCACUCCAAACCGUCACGUCCGUGACGACCUCCACGCUGAUAGGCUGUCCUGGCGCGUCAACAAGCGAAUUCGCUUGACAAGUUUAUUUAUUCGCAAGUUUAGAAAUUCACGUCGCGUCCGGUGGAAACACAGCGUAAAAUAUCAUCUGAAUGCUACAUCAGUGUUCACAUGCCUUGUGUUUUUUGUCAUCAGAACAUUUAGAUGUCUGCGACUGACUUGAAUCUGCUCUCAGCUGAGCGUUUGGGGAGAAGAGGUGCUUUGAUUGUGCAUAUUUCGGCUAUGAGACCAAAAGCAGCACAUUUUACAUAGGAAUGAGGUUACAGCUUGAUUUCAGGGAGAUCAAACGCAUUCUCACUAAACUACUCCUAAAGGAACUCAUUUUUUCUUUUCACAGGAAAUAAAAUAUUUUAUUUAUACUGUAAAAUUAAGUACUUUUGCUUUUAUUAGGCCAAGUGAUCUUCUGCAACAGAAUCUUAAUGCCUUACCUCUCAUGGCUGUCGUGUAAACCCAUGUAAACCGUCCAUGUACUGUAUGUAUGUAGCACAUUAAUGAAUGAACUGACAUUUCCAGCAUGAGGAGCAGUCUGCUCCUAAAGAAGUGCCUGUGGGUCUUGUUUCCAUGUCAUCAGGACCUCUUGUUGUUAUCUGCAACUUUUUAUGUGACCAAAGGCAUAACAUCCCAUGAAAA
Messenger RNA from Salarias fasciatus (jewelled blenny), 3101 nucleotides. It is a transcript of the gene inpp5e, whose product is annotated as inositol polyphosphate-5-phosphatase E. Gene Ontology annotation, biological process: phosphatidylinositol dephosphorylation. Lineage: Eukaryota; Metazoa; Chordata; Actinopteri; Blenniiformes; Blenniidae. The transcript has 11 exons. The record is from RefSeq and is a predicted model, not a curated record. Gene Ontology annotation, cellular component: Golgi apparatus; nucleus; axoneme. Gene Ontology annotation, molecular function: phosphatidylinositol-4,5-bisphosphate 5-phosphatase activity; inositol-polyphosphate 5-phosphatase activity. Bases 124 to 2055 code for a protein of 643 amino acids.